GGCGGUCUCCGCAGGGACGAGCUCGGCGUGGGCCUGACGGCGCUGCGGCUGCUACGCCGGGGUGAGGGGACGCCGAGGGCCCCCAGCGCUCGAGGCCUGCGGCCCGGCCAGUCGCGUCUACGGAGAGAGAGCUGAUUCAGAAAACAUGGCUACUGCAAUUAGGGAUGUGGGAGUUUGGAGACAGACUAGAACACUUCUGCUGAAAAAUUACUUAAUUAAAUGCAGGACUAAAAAAAGUAGCGUUCAGGAAAUUCUUUUUCCUCUAUUUUUUUUAUUUUGGCUAAUAUUAAUUAGCAUGAUGCAUCCAAAUAAGAAAUAUGAAGAAGUAUCUGAUUUAGAACUUAGCCCCAUGGACAAGUCUAGCCUUUCUAACCUUAUUCUUGGAUAUGCUCCUGUGAAUAAUCUUACAAGCAGCAUCAUGCAGAGAGUAUCUUCUGAUCAUCUUCCCGAUGUUAUAAUUACUGAAGAAUAUGCAAACGAGAAAGAAAUGCUAGCAUCUAGUCUCUCUAAGUCAAGUAACUUUGUAGGUGUGGUUUUCAAAGACACCAUGUCCUAUGAACUUCGUUUUUUUCCUGAUAUGAUUCCAGUGUCUUCUAUUUAUAUGGAUUCAAGAGCUGGCUGUUCAAAAUCGUGUGAUGCUGCUCAGUACUGGUCCUCAGGGUUCACAGCUUUACAGGCCUCAAUAGAUGCUGCCAUUAUACAGUGGAAGACCAAUGUUUCCCUAUGGAAGGAGCUGGAGUCAACCAAAGCUGUUAUCAUGGGAGAAGCUGCCGUUGUAGAAAUAGACGCUUUUCCCCGAGGGGUCGUUUUAAUCUAUCUAGUCAUAGCAUUCUCACCUUUUGGGUACUUUUUGGCAAUUCACAUUGUAGCAGAAAAAGAAAAAAAACUAAAGGAAUUUUUAAAGAUAAUGGGACUUCAUGACACUGCUUUUUGGCUUUCCUGGGUUCUUCUGUAUACAAGUUUGAUUUUCCUCAUGUCACUUCUUAUGGCAGUCAUUGCUACAGCUUCUUCCUUAUUCCCUCAGAGUAGCAGCCUUGUGAUUUUUCUGCUGUUCUUCUUAUAUGGAUUAUCAUCUGUGUUUUUCGCUUUAAUGCUGACACCUCUUUUUAAAAAAUCUAAGCACGUGGGAGUAGCUGAGUUUUUUUUCACUGUGGCAUUUGGAUUUGUUGGCCUUUUGAUAGUCCUCGUGGAAAGCUUCCCCAAAUCUCUAGUGUGGCUCUUCAGUCCUUUCUGUCAGUGUACCUUUCUGAUCGGUAUCGCCCAGGUCAUGCAUCUAGAAGAUUUCAAUGAAGGGGCCUUAUUUUCUAAUCUGACUGAAGGCCCCUAUCCUCUAAUCAUUACUAUUAUCAUGCUUGCUCUUGACAGUGUAUUCUAUGUCCUCCUGGCUGUGUAUCUUGAUCAAGUCAUUCCAGGGGAAUUUGGCUUAAGGAGAUCAUCUUUAUACUUUCUAAAACCAUCAUAUUGGUCAAAAACCAAAAGAAAUUAUAAGGAGCUAUCAGAGGGCAACAUUAAUGGGAAUAUUAGUCUUAGUGAAAUUGUCGAGCCUGUUUCUUCAGAAUUCAUAGGAAAAGAAGCUAUAAGAAUAAGUGGUAUUCAGAAGGCCUAUAGAAAAAAAAAUGAAAACGUGGAAGCUUUGAGAAAUUUGUCAUUUGACAUAUAUGAAGGUCAAAUUACUGCAUUACUGGGUCAUAGUGGAACAGGAAAAAGUACAUUGAUGAAUAUUCUUUGUGGAUUGUGCCCGCCUUCUGAUGGGUUUGCUUCUAUAUAUGGACACAGAGUCUCUGAAAUAGAUGAAAUGUUUGAAGCAAGAAAAAUGAUUGGCAUUUGUCCACAGUUAGAUAUAAACUUUGAUGUUUUGACAGUAGAAGAAAAUUUAUCAAUUUUGGCUUCAAUCAAAGGAAUCCCAGCCAACAAUAUAAUUCAAGAAGUGCAAAAGGUUUUACUGGAUUUGGAUAUGCAAGCCAUCAAAGAUAACCAGGCAAAAAAACUAAGUGGUGGCCAAAAAAGAAAGCUAUCUUUAGGAAUUGCCGUUCUUGGGAAUCCAAAGAUACUAUUGCUAGACGAACCAACAGCAGGGAUGGACCCCUGCUCUCGCCACAUUGUCUGGAAUCUCCUUAAACACAGGAAGGCUAACAGGGUGACAGUGUUCAGUACUCAUUUUAUGGAUGAAGCUGACAUUCUUGCUGAUAGGAAAGCUGUCAUAUCACAAGGAAUGCUGAAAUGUGUUGGUUCUUCAAUUUUCCUAAAAAGUAAAUGGGGAAUCGGCUACCGCCUGAGCAUGCACAUUGACAGAUACUGUGCCACAGAGUCGCUGUCCUCGCUGGUGAGGCAGCACAUUCCUGCAGCCGCUGUGCUGCAGCAGAAUGACCAGCAGCUGGUGUACAGUUUGCCUUUCAAAGACAUGGACAAAUUUUCAGGCUUGUUUUCUGCCCUAGACAUUCAUUCAAAUCUGGGCAUUAUUUCAUAUGGUGUUUCUAUGACGACAUUGGAAGAUGUAUUCUUAAAGCUAGAAGUUGAAGCAGAAAUUGACCAAGCAGAUUAUAGUGUGUUUACACAGCAGCCACUGGAAGAAGAAAUAGACUCAAAAUCUUUCGAUGAAAUGGAACAGAGUUUACUUAUUCUUUCUGAAACCAAAGCUUCUCUAGUGAGCACCAUGAGCCUUUGGAAACAGCAAGUGUCUACAAUAGCAAAGUUUCAUGUCCUCACAUUGAAGCGGGAAAGCAAGUCAGUGCGCUCAGUGUUGCUUCUGCUUUUAAUUUUUUUUGCAGUUCAGAUUUUUAUGUUUUUGGUACAUCAUUCUUUUAAAAAUGCUGUGGUUCCCAUCAAACUUGUUCCAGACUUGUAUUUCCUAAAACCUGGAGAUAAACCUCAUAAAUAUAAAACAAGCCUGCUGCUUCAGAAUUCUACUGACUCAGAUAUCAGUGAUCUUAUUAACUUUUUCACACACCAGAACAUAAUGGUGACAAUGUUUAAUGACAGUGACUAUGUGUCUGCUGCUCCCCAUAGUGCAGCUCUAAAUGUGGUGCUUGCAGAAAAGGACUAUGUUUUUACGGCUGUUUUCAACAGUACUAUGGUUUAUUCUUUACCAGUAAUGAUGAACAUCAUUAGUAACUACUAUCUUUAUCAUUUAAAUGUGACUGAAGCUAUCCAGAUCUGGAGUACUCCAUUCAUUCAAGAGAUUACUGACAUAGUCUUUAAAGUUGAACUAUAUUUUCAAGCAGCUUUGCUUGGGAUUAUCGUUACUGCAAUGCCACCUUACUUUGCCAUGGAAAAUGCAGAGAAUCAUAAGAUCAAAGCUUAUACUCAGCUUAAACUUUCAGGUCUUUUGCCAUCAGCCUAUUGGGUUGGACAGGCUGUUGUGGACUUCCCCUUUUUCUUUGUUGUUCUGACUUUGAUGCUGGGAAGUUUAUUUGCAUUUCGCCAUGGAUUGUGUUUUUAUCCUGUAAAAUUUCUAGCUGUGGCUCUCUGCCUUAUCGGCUAUGCGCCAUCAGUUAUUCUCUUCACCUAUGUUGCUUCUUUCACCUUUAAGAAAAUUUUAAAUACCAAGGAAUUUUGGUCAUUUAUCUAUUCUGUGACAGCAUUGGUGUGUAUUGCAGUCACUGAAAUGACCUUCUUUUUGGGAUACUCAGUGUCAGCUGUUUUUCAUUACACCUUUUGCAUAGCCAUUCCAAUCUACCCACUCCUGGGCUGCCUGAUUUCUUUCAUAAAGGGUUCUUGGAAGAAUAUAUCAAAAACCGAGGAAACCUACAACCCAUGGGAUAGGCUUUUAGUUGCUGUUAUAAUGCCCUACCUGCACUGUAUUCUGUGGAUUUUCCUCUUACAACACUAUGAGAAAAAACAUGGAGGCAGAUCAAUAAGGAAGGAUCCCUUUUUCAGGACCCUCUCACAAAAGUCCAAAAAUAAGAAGUGUCCAGAACCACCAAUCAAUGCGGAUGAAGAUGAAGAUGUCAAAGCUGAAAGACUGAAGGUUAAAGAGCUGAUGAGCUGCCAGUGUUGUGAGGAGAAGCCAGCCAUUAUGGUAUGCAAUUUGCAUAAAGAAUAUGAUGAUAAGAAAGAUUUUCUUCAUUCAAGAAAAACAAAGAAAGUGGCAACAAAAUACAUCUCAUUCUCUGUGAGAAAAGGAGAGAUCUUGGGACUGUUGGGUCCUAAUGGUGCUGGCAAAAGCACAAUUAUUAAUAUUCUGGUUGGGGAUAUUGAACCAACUUCAGGCCAGAUAUUUCUAGGUGAUUAUAAUUCACAUUCAAAUGAAGAUGACGAAUCCACUAAGUGCAUGGGUUACUGCCCUCAGACAAACCCGCUGUGGCCAGAUAUCACUCUGCAGGAACACUUUGAAAUCUAUGGAGCUGUGAAAGGCAUGUGUGCGAGUGACGUGAAAGAAGUCCUCAGUCGAAUAACAAAUGCCCUUGAUUUGAAAGAACAUCUUCAGAAAACUAUAAAGAAACUGCCUGCAGGGAUCAAGAGAAAGCUGUGCUUUGCUCUAAGUAUGCUGGGGAACCCACAGGUUACUCUAUUGGAUGAGCCAUCCACAGGUAUGGACCCCAGAGCCAAACAGCACAUGUGGAGAGCUAUUCGAACUGCAUUUAAAAACAGAAAGCGGGCUGCUCUUCUGACGACUCAUUACAUGGAAGAGGCGGAGGCCGUCUGUGACAGAGUGGCAAUCAUGGUGUCUGGGCAGUUAAGAUGUAUUGGAACAGUACAACAUCUAAAGAGUAAGUUUGGCAAAGGCUACUUUUUGGAAAUUAAAUUAAAAGACUGGAUAGAAAACCUGGAAAUAGACCGCCUUCAAAGAGAAAUUCAAUAUAUUUUCCCAAAUGCAAGCCGCCAAGAGAGCUUUUCUUCUAUUUUGGCCUUUAAAAUUCCUAAAGAAGAUGUUCAGUCCCUCUCACAAUCCUUUGCUAAGUUGGAAGAAGCAAAACACACCUUUGCCAUUGAAGAAUAUAGCUUUUCUCAAGCCACACUGGAACAGGUUUUUGUUGAACUUACCAAAGAACAAGAAGAAGAAGAUAAUAGUUGUGGGACUUUGAACAGCACACUUUGGUGGGAAAGAACACAGGAAGAUAGAGUAGUGUUUUGAAUGUUUGUUGCACACUGCUUACUGACAUUGUAUUUAUUUAUUCUUUUUUAACUGAUUUUAAAAUUUUAUUACUUGAAUAGUAGUUGAAGGAACAUGGAAGCACUUGGAAGUUUCUUAAACUCCUUAAUUUAUAUGCUAUUGUUGUUUUGCUUUCCUUUAAAUAAAUUUGUGUGUAAUUGUCAA
Arvicola amphibius (Eurasian water vole) is the source of this 5257-nucleotide messenger RNA. RefSeq names its product ATP binding cassette subfamily A member 5 (gene Abca5). The transcript is spliced from 39 exons. Lineage: Eukaryota; Metazoa; Chordata; Mammalia; Rodentia; Cricetidae. Gene Ontology annotation, cellular component: intracellular membrane-bounded organelle; membrane. Gene Ontology annotation, biological process: lipid transport; transmembrane transport. Bases 146 to 5074 code for a protein of 1642 amino acids. Gene Ontology annotation, molecular function: ABC-type transporter activity; ATP hydrolysis activity; lipid carrier activity. The record is from RefSeq and is a predicted model, not a curated record.